Molecule: messenger RNA, 1910 nt
Organism: Rhodotorula graminis WP1
Lineage: Eukaryota; Fungi; Basidiomycota; Microbotryomycetes; Sporidiobolales; Sporidiobolaceae
Exons: 11
Coding region: 1-1824 (607 amino acids)
Source: RefSeq, a predicted model, not a curated record
AUGGAGCCGACUGCUCCUGACUCGCCCUACGCUGCGGUUCUCCUUGCUCUCGAGUGGGAGCUCCGGCCCACGCCCUCGCCCGGCUUUCGCAGCCGUGCACUGUUCCUCGAGGCCCUCACCGCGUCCUACGUCGCCGUCGCCCUCGUCUACCUCACUAUCCUCCGACGACGCGCAGAACUUUCGUCCGGGUCGAGCACACCGCUCCUGCGGAGAGUGACGUUGCCGGCGGGCCGCCUCCUCGUCCUCGAUACGACCUACUUCUUGCCGUGCACCACCAUCGUCAUUGGCGCUCUCAGCCUCGGCAACCUUGCUGCGCUUUCGUCCAAAGACGUCGGCGCCGGUACCGGCGUCCAGUUUGCCCUUCGCGCCUUCCGGGGCGUCUUGUUGUUCCUGCAGGGGUGGAGCCUGACGUUCGCGGCGCUCCAGGGCCUGUGGGUCGCGACUCGGACCCGGCGCCCAAGCGCACGCACGGCCAACGCCGUCUUCCUCGGCGUCGGAGGCUGUGGAGCUCUCGUCGGCCUUGCAGUCGGCUUCGUCACCCUCGUCGCCGGCGAGCGCGUCAACGGUUGCUACGUUUGGAUCCGCUCGGCGUUGCGCAUCAUCGAGCAGAACCAGCUCGCCUCGGUCGCCGCAAUCCUGCGCAUCGCGCCUGGCGUCGACGCGCUCCGAGAAGCGGUGCACAACCUGCGCACGGUCCUGUUGGCCACCUUCGCCGUUCUAGCGACUCUGGCGGUCGGCGUUCUCGUCCUGUGCUCGUGCGGCCUCCUGGACGUGGUCGCGCAUGAACCCGUCGCGGCGCCGAUCCAGCUCCCGAGCACGCCUCCCAUAUCGCCGGUCGAUCUCGAGAAGAGCGAGUUCAUCGAGGACAUGUCGGCCGUCGAGGGCGGCGGGCUCGUCGACUUUGAGGCGCUUCGAGUCGAGAAGGCGAGGGACGACUUGGCCGUGACUUGCCUCACGGUCGGCCUCCUCGCCGUCGUCAUGGCCUGCUCCUUGGCCUUCUCGGUCAACCUCGCCGUGCACGACCGCAUCUUUGGCGUCGCGAGCUUUGCAGCCGAGGUCGCCCAUCUCACUUUCGCCUACGUCUACUCGGUCGUCCAAAUUGUCUCGCUCUCGAUCCUCCUGCAUCACGCACUCACCGAGCGCACCGCGCCCGAGCUUCCUGCGACGCCUGCCGACAACAGCUUCCCGACACCGGGCCAGCUCGUCGACAAGGUCCCUCUGAUCCGCAACCCGGGCUUCUGGGUGCCCAAGCCGGUCGAGCUCCCGCCAGACAUCCACCCUUUGCCGGAAGAUGUACACGCCUAUUUCGUCUACCCUCACUCGCUCGAGGCGCACGUCCUCUCGACUCUCCCCGCCGCCCUCGACACGCUCCAGCAGACGCACACCCAGCGCCUCGCCCUUCUCGCGAGCUACGCCGAGUCGAAGGAGCGCGCCCGCAAAGCCCGUCUGAACCAGGUGGCGCCAGGCUACGCCGAGGGCGGUGCGGCGCUCGAGCCGGUGCGGCGCGAGACGGCUGUGCCCAAGUCGGCGGCGGCGGCGCAGAGGUCGUCUCGCGCGCAGAGGGAGAACCUCUUGGGCGGGUCGGACGAGGACGAGGCGGCGGUGACGGCGCCGAGCGAGGGGAGCGUCUUGGGCGAGCCGAGGGCCAACUCGCCGGGCGAGAUGGGCGCGGCGACGAUCGACAAGAUGCAGCGGGACCAGAUGAUGGACAUGUUCGCCGGGCUGGACCGGCUCGACUCGACGUUGAGCGGCGGCGGCGGCGGCGGCGAUGGAGCAGGCAGGUCGGCGGGCCGAGCAGGUGGUGACCUCGACGACCUCAUCUGAUCCUUUGUGCGCGGACGUAGCCCCUUGCGAGCAGCCUUUCCUGUCCAUUGUACACCUAUGCAAUGCCGUUCAGCGUUUCUGUCGCG